AUGUCGAGCGAAGAGCUUGAAGUUGCACUCAACGCUCGUGUCAACUCGCAGACAUCAGAAAUCACCAGCGAGUGCACCACUGGCAACUGCACGUUCACGCAAGUGUAUAGCACGUUGGGAUACUGCGGCUACUGCAAGGAUUCUUCACAUGACAUUGUCUUCAAUCAAACCUGCUACCAGCACAACCGUACAGAGUCACGUCACGGCUAUGGAGCCUACAGCUACUUUCAAGACUGUGCCACCGGCCAGUUUGAGAACAUUUCUUCGACUCUGCCUUCGGGCGUUAGUUCUGUGUUCUCGAGUGAAAUCCAGAUCGGCGAAUCAGUCGACCUGUUGAAGAUGGAUUUCCACGAAGAGGAUUAUGCAGAUGUUUCGGACCCGGUUGGAAGUGUAACCGCCUUUCGGGCUGAUUUGUUGGUCGGGAAGACAAUCAUGUCGGGCAAGGGCAUCGACAUCCUCACAGGUAAGAAUUUUACGGACUGCAAUGGCACAGCGAGCAAAAACACAUGGCGUUGUCGAGGGUACGGUGCCGCGACCUGUAGGUUGCAACCUUGCGUCCGCCGGUACAAUGCUACUGUGACCGCAGGCCGCCUGACAGAACAACUGCUGGAUUAUUCUCCAGAUAUACCUUGGGGCAGCGGCCAUCAUACCACCAUGGGUUCAUCUUCGUUCUGGGCCCUGCUCGACACUCGCUGCGUUUCGGCUGAGGAGGAAGCCCGAGUGGUCGAGCAAGGAUAUCAUAUGAACGGAUCGACCCCUUGGAUUCCCUUCAACAUUACGUCGCCACUGUCGGCUUCAAAUGAGGACACGGGGGAACUUUUGCAAUCUUUAUUGGAAAAGAAGUGCCUCUUCCUUGUUGGGGAAGGGUUUACAAGCUCGCUGGGAAGCCACAUGGCUUUCAAGCUUGGCACCAUCAAAGGUGUCAUAGGCGGCGCGUCACUCACCGCUGGACAAGGCGCUGGUGUUCCACAGGGACCGCCGAUGCUACAGAGGAUUUACGACUAUGGGAGGGUUGAUCUGGACCACAUCCAAAGUACGUACAACUUGAUCGCUGAAGGGCUCACCGAGUACAUCCGAAUGCAUGGCAACGCAUCAUUCUCGGAGCCGGCAACUGGGCAAGUGCAUCACUUUGCGACAUGUUUGAACGUCACGUGGCAGUGGAUUGCUUUCCCAGCAGUAUUGUCUCUUGCGACUCUAGUCCUGUUUGUGUUGACCGUCGCCACGACCACAGCUCAGAAGAUGCCUGUGUGGAAGUCGUCGCCCUUAGCCUGGAUUUGCCGCGGCCCAACAACGGCUGGAUGGUCGAGUCGCGACGAAGGUGAUGGGCCGCCACUCACGAAACACGGAAUGGAAGCUUGGUCGAAAACGUUUGCUGUAAAACUGUCUGGAAGAGAUGACCCUGUGAUUAAGAGGGACUUGAUGCCCUAUGCGAGCCGACGGGAACACUGGAUAGGACGCUAG
Messenger RNA from Neoarthrinium moseri, 1461 nucleotides. RefSeq lists its product as uncharacterized. NCBI's taxonomy places the organism in Eukaryota, Fungi, Ascomycota, Sordariomycetes, Amphisphaeriales, Apiosporaceae. The record is from RefSeq and is a predicted model, not a curated record. Bases 1 to 1461 code for a protein of 486 amino acids. The transcript has a single exon.